GCAAAGGCGGUAAAAGAUGAGCGAUAGGCGAGAUCGCGCGGGCGGAACCGAAUAGAGAAAACAAGUUUCCUUAACGAAGUUUCUCUCUCACGAAGGUAACCUCCCACCCACUUUAAUAUAUCGGUCAUCGUGCAGCAAUUGCAAGUUGCGGCAAGUGGCAGUCGUGCGUGUGUUUGUUGCAUCGGUUCCUUAUGCUUUCGCCGGAGUGUCAGGCGGGACUGCGGGAGUCGAGUAGUCAAUAGAUACAAUCAUACAACUCGAGAUCUCCCGGUCGCCGCACAGCGGCGAUGACGGACAACGCAUCCGUUUACAGUGCGAGGCCCGCCUGCGUCUGCCACGUUCACGCGACGAGAUAAGUCAUAAGAGUCUUCAUUAGGGAGGCUCCAGGAGGCUCGCGAGACAUGAUCCUCUCGCGAAGAUGAGGCGAAACGUAAUCAGCUUGGUCAAGUUCCUCCUCCUGGCGGCGUUCACCGUGUUCCUGACCGUCGUGGUGUUCCACUACGCGCGAUUGCCCAACCGCCGAAUCUCGACGUCACUCGACACCCUGGCGGCGGCAGUGGUGGACGACGGCGUUCGAGGGAACGACGAGCAUUUACGUCAGGAUUUGGAUGACAAAAUUGAUUGGCAUGACUACAAGAAAAUUCAGGAAGAGGAAAAAUGUACGGGGAUAGGAGAACAUGGAAGACCAGCCUUUCUUUCUCCAUCCCUCGACGUGUUAAAAGAAAAAUUGUAUCAAGUAAAUGGAUUCAAUGCAGCAGUCAGCGAUGAGAUCUCAAUGAAUCGUUCAGUACCUGACAUUCGCCAUCCAGAUUGUAGAAAGAAGAAAUAUUUGAAGAACCUGGAUCCCGUUUCUGUGAUAGUGUCCUUCCACAACGAGCAUUUCAGUACGUUACUGCGAACCUGCUGGAGCGUGGUUAAUCGUUCGCCGCCUUCCCUUCUAGAAGAGAUUAUAUUGGUCGACGACGCCAGCACGAAAGUCGAGUUAAAAAAGAAACUAGAUGAUUAUGUUGCCCAGCAUUUGCCGAAGGUAUCGAUCGUACGAUUACCAAAACGCUCGGGAUUGAUCAGAGGCCGAUUGGCGGGUGCAAAGAAGGCGAGAGCGAAGGUUCUCGUGUUCUUGGACUCUCACAGCGAAGCUAAUGUGAAUUGGCUGCCGCCGUUGUUAGAACCCAUCGCGCAAAACUAUAAAACCUGUGUUUGUCCGUUCAUUGAUGUGAUAGAUUAUGAGACUUUUGAAUAUUUAGCGCAAGAUGAAGGCCUUCGAGGGGCAUUUGAUUGGGAGUUGUAUUACAAGCGGCUUCCAUUACUUCCAGAAGAUCUAAAGAGACCCACAGAACCGUUCAAGAGUCCUAUAAUGGCAGGCGGUCUGUUUGCGAUCAGCGCGAAAUUCUUCUGGGAAUUGGGCGGUUACGAUCCGGGCUUGGAUAUAUGGGGUGGUGAACAAUAUGAGCUGUCCUUCAAAAUCUGGCAAUGCGGCGGUCAAAUGUAUGACGCACCGUGCUCCAGAGUCGGUCAUGUCUAUCGUAAAUUCCCACCAUUCCCUAAUCCCGGCCGCGGCGACUUUCUGGAAAAGAACUUCAAAAGAGUUGCUGAGGUAUGGAUGGACGAAUACGCGGAAUACCUCUACAAGAGACGACCGCACUUGCGGACAUUGGAUCCGGGAGAUUUGUCGGAGCAAAAGGCUUUGCGCAAGAAAUUGCACUGUAAACCCUUUAACUGGUUCAUGAAGAACAUAGCCUUCGAUCUUGUGGAGGUGUAUCCACCCAUCGAGCCAGACGAUUUCGCUUACGGAGAGAUUAGGAACAUGGGCGUGACCGAACUAUGUUUAGACUCGAAGAAGCGGAAGAGGGAUGAGCUUGUCGUGGUGGACACCUGCAUGAAAGAUGAUCAAAAAGUGUCGGGUGAACAAGAGUUCCGAUUGACCUGGCAUAAGGACAUCAGGCCGAAAGAUCGCACGGAAUGCUUGGAUGUAUCCAAAGGCGAAGAGAAAGCACCAGUGAACUUGUAUCCUUGCCAUGGAAAACAGGGCAAUCAGUUGUGGCGUUAUGAUAUUGAAAAGCAGUGGCUGCAGCAUGGUUACUCGUCUAGAUGCCUAGACACCGAUCCGAGCAGUAAAAGAGUGUUUGUGACUAUAUGCGACAAAUCAUCAUCUACUCAGAAAUGGCGGAUAGAACAAGUUAACAUGAAGGCGAUCAAUAAUUGGGAGAACAUAGGACCCAAGCUCAAGUGAACUCUCUUCCUUUCUUGUACUGCCAUAAUGUUUCUUGAAUAGUAGGCUCGCGCCGAAUUCUUACUCGUUAUAGACCCAAUUCUGUCAAUGUAGAUUAACUUACUU
Molecule: messenger RNA, 2335 nt
Organism: Mycetomoellerius zeteki
Lineage: Eukaryota; Metazoa; Arthropoda; Insecta; Hymenoptera; Formicidae
Product: N-acetylgalactosaminyltransferase 6
Exons: 3
Coding region: 419-2230 (603 amino acids)
Biological process (GO): protein O-linked glycosylation
Cellular component (GO): Golgi apparatus
Molecular function (GO): polypeptide N-acetylgalactosaminyltransferase activity
Source: RefSeq, a predicted model, not a curated record